Molecule: messenger RNA, 1035 nt
Organism: Blastocystis hominis
Lineage: Eukaryota; Bigyra; Opalinata; Blastocystidae
Exons: 5
Coding region: 1-732 (243 amino acids)
Biological process (GO): protein phosphorylation
Molecular function (GO): protein serine/threonine kinase activity; ATP binding
Source: RefSeq, a predicted model, not a curated record
AUGCAAGAGACUCCUAAAAUGACAAAGAAUGACUUUGAACUGUUGAAAACAAUUGGAAAGGGAUCAUUUGGAAAGGUUUUUGAGGUACGAUAUAAAGGCGACGGCAAAAUCUAUGCCAUGAAGAUCCUGGAUAAACAAGUAGUCAUGGACCGAAACCAGUACGAACACACUCUCGCCGAACGACGCAUCAUGGGAGAGUGUGAACAUCCAUUCUUGGUCUGCUUGCGCUUCGCGUUUCAGUCCCAGACCAAGCUCUACCUCAUUUCGGACUUCUUCAACGGCGGCGAGCUCUUCUUCUACCUCAGCAACGGCCGCUUCUCCGAAAACCGCGCUCGUUUCUACGCUGCCGAAAUCGCGAUGGGCCUCCACUAUCUGCACAGCAAAGGCAUCGUCUACCGCGACCUCAAGCCCGAAAACCUCCUCCUCGACUCCGAUGGGCACAUCAAGAUCACCGACUUCGGGCUCUCGAAGCAGAACGUCGAAGGCGACGAACUGCACAGUCUCUGCGGCACGCCCGAAUACCUGGCUCCUGAAAUCAUCCAAAAGAAGCCGUACGGCAAAGCCGUCGAUUGGUGGUCGCUCGGCACGCUCAUCUACGAGAUGAUCGCGGGACUGCCGCCGUUCUACGACAAAAACCGACGCAUCAUGUAUAACAAGAUCUUAACAGCACCGCUCAGCAAGUGUUCCUACAUGUCGGCAGAGAUAUCCUUUGCUUUGAAAAGGGGGGCUUGACUGAACGCAUUCGAUCUGUGCAGCCGGUUGCUCGAUCGGAAGCCGGAGACGCGGCUGGGGAACAACAUCGAGGACAUCAUGAAUCAUCCCUGGUUUGCGGAUAUCGACUGGGAGAAGCUGGUGAGGAAGGAGGUCGUACCGCCGUUCAAACCGACGGUGCACGGAGCUGACGAUGUCCGGAAUGUGGAUCGCGAGUUUUUGGCGGAGGUUCCUGCGGUAACGCCGACGAUGGAGGGGAAGAUUCUCACGGAUCAAUCAGCUUUUACCGGAUUCUCUUAUAAUCCGUCGAAUAUGAAGUAAUGU